This is a messenger RNA of Cololabis saira (Pacific saury), 1774 nucleotides long. RefSeq names its product transcription factor Spi-B-like. Bases 459 to 1301 code for a protein of 280 amino acids. Gene Ontology annotation, molecular function: DNA-binding transcription factor activity, RNA polymerase II-specific; sequence-specific DNA binding. Gene Ontology annotation, biological process: regulation of transcription by RNA polymerase II; cell differentiation. The transcript has 4 exons. NCBI's taxonomy places the organism in Eukaryota, Metazoa, Chordata, Actinopteri, Beloniformes, Belonidae. Gene Ontology annotation, cellular component: nucleus. The record is from RefSeq and is a predicted model, not a curated record.
GUUAUUUUUAUUUUUAAGAGAAAGUGUUAUAAAUGCACAUCAGUGUCACAUGAAUGUUAUCUAUUCAGAUGAAAAAGCAAACACUUGCAUAAAUUUGCCAGUCAAACUAAAAUACACAUAGUCAGGAUGUUGUUUUAUGGCUCCUUUCCAACACACAAACCCUGAAGCACACAGCUCAAAAUAGGCUGCAUUUUAUAAAUGUUCAUUUAUGUUUUUAAUGAAUGUAUAAUUAAACUAUAAUGUAGAUGAGUCCUAUAUCAAGAAUCAGUUCUGCAUCAUAGUAACAUAUAGAAUAUGGAAAUUCAUACUUCAUAAAAAAGCAGACCUCAUUUAAAAUUGAUAGGUUAGUAAAACCAAACAAUGGGUUAUCAUUUAGGUAGAUAAAACAACAGGUGUUUAGUCUGGUAUCACCUCCGGCUUUUACUGACAGACAAGAUAAAUGCAACACUGCACACACAAUGCUGAUUAGUGGGAGCACCUUAGGUCAAGCUUCUGCCCCGCUCCGUGUCUGCCAGAUGCCUUACGUUACUGGGAUCAAACUGGGUGGAGCCCGAGGGGCCUGGAGUGGAGUGGGUUCGUCCGCAUGCCCCGAAGUGGAUCUUGAAGUCAUUGAGGAGUAUCUACAGGAACAUUCCCUGGAAGUCCACCCUGCUCACACACCUGCAUCAUCUAUAACCACCAUGGGCCAACAAACCUACCAGGACACCAGGAUUAUAGAGAAUAGCUGGUCAGGCCAGCAUCCUUAUGAGUGGCACUGUGGUUAUCACACUCCAAACGAGGAAUACAAAGUACCACCACACCACCCAGUCUGGCCUAGUCCGCAUGACAACCAGUGGGAGCACAUUCCAUACUCUUAUGAAGCACCUGCAUACAUCGACUCCGAUUCACAGUCUAGCAGCUCCCAGUAUCAGGAUUACCAAGAUUCACCAUCCCCACCCCCUGACAGGGGAGAUGGGAAGGACAGAAACUCCUCACCUCUCGCACCAUUAACAGGAAAGAGGAAGGAGCGCCUGUUCCAGUUCCUCUUUGAGAUGCUUCAGACGCCAUCAAUGCGGAGCUGCAUCUGGUGGGUCCAGUCCUCCUCUGGCACCUUUCAGUUCUCCUCUCAAAACAAGGAGAGCCUGGCGCAACUGUGGGGUCGUCGAAAGGGAAAUCGCAAGACCAUGACCUACCAAAAGAUGGCACGGGCACUGAGAAACUACUCCCGGACCGGUGAGAUUCACAAGGUGAAGAGGAAGCUCACCUAUCGGUUUGAUGAGAAGACACUGAGAGGUUUACAAGGAGACUCUACUGCAGUGUAGAUACUAUGACAGGGAGUGGAAAACAGCUUAGAAGAAAAAUGAGCACAAAGGAUGUCAGUACAAAUCAGUUAAUCUUUUCUGCUUCUUCUAAUUCCAAGGCAUCUUAAUGACAAAUGAAUACUGAGUAUUUUAAAAGCCAACACUUAGAAGACUGUCGAUCAGAAGUUUUGUAUAAAAGGAAUCGUACUGGAGUUGGAAUCAAACUGAUGACAAAAAUGAUGAAAUUGAAACAAACUUCUGUGUGUGAGUGGUCAGUUGGCAUUCAUUAAGUAAAUCUAAAAGGUUAUCACAGUAUAUCUACUUCAUAAGUAGAAUAGUCAUCCUUCUUAAUAUAAGAGUUGUGGUUUUCUUUGUUGUAACUCUGAAUUUCACAUAUCCAGCAAAUAGAGUAUAUGAUUUUUUCUCUUUUUUUUAAAGAUUUUUUACACAGAAGUAGGUUCUGUAUCCAUGAUCUGUUUGUUUCAACGUUAUAU